Molecule: messenger RNA, 96 nt
Organism: Penicillium digitatum Pd1
Lineage: Eukaryota; Fungi; Ascomycota; Eurotiomycetes; Eurotiales; Aspergillaceae
Source: RefSeq, a predicted model, not a curated record
AUGCACGCUACUAAUCUAUGUUGUAACCUGACUCCAAACGUGCCUAUGGACUUGCAUUACAACGAAGUGUCAGACGCUGAUUUCACCGCCAUAUGA